Orbilia oligospora ATCC 24927 is the source of this 609-nucleotide messenger RNA. RefSeq lists its product as uncharacterized. NCBI's taxonomy places the organism in Eukaryota, Fungi, Ascomycota, Orbiliomycetes, Orbiliales, Orbiliaceae. The transcript is spliced from 2 exons. Gene Ontology annotation, biological process: pyrimidine nucleobase metabolic process; nucleotide catabolic process. Gene Ontology annotation, molecular function: nucleotidase activity. The coding region runs from base 1 to 609 and encodes 202 amino acids. The record is from RefSeq and is a predicted model, not a curated record.
AUGCAGCUCCUCAUCCACGACUAUUUCGAACACCACCUCUCUCUCGACCGCGCUGACGCUAUAACCCUUCACAAACGCUAUUACAAAGACUACGGUCUUGCGCUGGACGGAUUAAUCCGACACCACAAGAUUGAUGCGUUAGAAUACAAUACCGAAGUAGACGAUGCUCUGCCAUUAGAAGAUAUUCUGAAACCCGAUCCGGAGCUUAGAAUUUUGUUGGAAAAGGUGGAUAAGAGUAAAGUCAAGAUGUGGUUGUUUACUAAUGCGUAUGUCAAUCAUGGGAAGAGGGUUGUGAAGAUACUUGGGUUGGAUGAUUUGUUUGAAGGGAUUACGUAUUGUGAUUAUGCGGAGGAGAAGUUGGUUUGUAAACCGAAGGAGGAGGCGUUUCUGAAGGCGAUGAAGGAAGCUAGUGUGACGGAUAAGUCGAAGUGCUUCUUCGUCGACGAUAGCCCGUCGAAUUGCAAAGGUGCAACCGAGUUUGGAUGGACGAGAACAGCUCAUUUCGUAGAAGAGGGGCUACCGGAACCUGCGGUUAAGGCGUCGAGGUUUCAAAUCAGGAAUUUGAAAGAACUGCCGACAGUCUUCCCAGAGCUAUUCAAGCCAGAGUAA